Messenger RNA from Mya arenaria, 5506 nucleotides. Its product is annotated as zinc finger CCCH domain-containing protein 13-like. Lineage: Eukaryota; Metazoa; Mollusca; Bivalvia; Myida; Myidae. The record is from RefSeq and is a predicted model, not a curated record. Gene Ontology annotation, cellular component: centriole.
GCUUGUCAAAACUAGUCUGAGUCUUAAUAUGUUUUAUUUAAAUUUGCAUUUAUCAAUUUAGGAAUCAAGUAAAAGGAAUGAGUACUGCUUCAGCUGAAGUAGCUGGGACCCAAGAGGAGGAAGGCACUGUUGUUGAACAUGGGGAAAGGGACAUUACUCCAGGGGAAUCUUCAGAUGGUGGGGCAUCAGGUCAGGUGUCAGAAAGUGAGAGAUCAUCAGAGGUCAGCAAAACAUCUGGCCAAGAGAAGGGAUUGGGAGAUGGAGCAGCUGAUCUGGACAAAGAUAUUGAUGCCAUGAUUGAUAUCAAUGUUCAGAAUGGUCAAGUAGAUCCUGAUGAUUGGAAUAUUGAGAAUAUCAAUGUAGACCUAUCAGCCAGUUCAACUAUAAAUGUUCUUGUUCCGGAAAACGCUUCAGCUGAUACUGGAAUUGAACGAGACAGUGGUGGUGAAGUUGGUGCUGAUAAUGCAGCUGCUGGAAGAGAUGUAACUGAUGCAGCAUCUGAAAUAUCUGUGACUAGUGAUGCCACAGAUAGUAGCUUAUUAGCUGAAGCAGUUGUAAAAAAGGUCAUAGAUUCUGCUGUUAGCCUUAUCAAAGCAGAUCAGGUUGAAGAGGAUGACACUACUGAGAAUACAGACGGAAAUACUGCAAUAAAUGUUGCAAAGGUUGGGUUGUUUCAGUAUGGGGCUGAUUCUGACAAAGAAGAAUCAGAAGAGACUGAUGAUGAGAUUAGUGAUGUUGGUGGUGGAGAAAAUGGCAGUAAAGAUGGUAAAGAAAAGUAUGAUCAUUCUGGAGAUACUGCUGUAGGUUUGUUCCAGUAUGCUGAUAUGGAAGAAACUGAUAGAUCAAAAAGUCCUGAAGUUAGUGAAUUGGAUGAAAAUGAAGAUGAAGUUGUUGAUUCAAUGAAUGAUGAAGAAAAGGCUAACAUAAUGAAACUGUAUGGUUUAGAAGAUGUGGAAGAAGUUUCCCCAGCUUCGCCUAAAUCAGCUUCAUCGUCUGAAAAUGGUGAUGGCCAAAGUGCUUUUGAGAACAAGAAGGAAGAAACUGUCUUCGAUGUUCAAAGACAAGUGUAUGAACCACAAGCGAGAUCCUUUUCUGUGAACAGAGAUCCCAGUACAACUGAUUCUUCUCCUAGACUGGAUAGUCAGGAAGGGUUUGGUAAACCAGAGGGGAGAGAAAAGUCAGAAAUAGAUAUUGAGCUAGAAUUCAAUGAGAAACACUUUGGUGACGAGCAAGAAUUUGAACAAAGUAUUGAAACUGAAAAUGCAAAAAAGGCUUCUAUGUCACCUCCGCUAGUUCAGUAUGAAUCUGUCACAGAAAAUGGUAAAUUCAGGAUUAUCAAAACUGCAAAAGAUGGUGCAGGAAUCAGAGUCGGAGCGGACUUGCUUUCACCAAAAGUGUCUCCAAAAACAUCACCAAGAGACUCUGAACAAAGUGAUGAAAAAAAUGAAGUCAAAUUGAACAAAAGAAGUGAAUCUCAUGACACUGUUGAGAGAAAGAAAGAGAAGGUUGCAGAAGUUGUUGAAGAUGUUCUAGGAGCUGAUAGAAUCAAUGUUGAAUCUUGGAAAGUUGAUGAUAGAGGGAGGAGUGAUUCCCACCAGCUGGAAACUGAAUCGUCUUUGGACAUGGAGAAAAUCAGAGCUCUGCUUGCUAAAGAAAACCAUCUAGAUGAAGUUGGAAGGCCAGGCAUAAGUACAAGAGAAGAUGGCAGUGGCCAGCGGGAUUCUGGGAAGAGUCCACUGUCCCACGGGGAACAUGCCAGGAAGGACAGGUCUUAUGAGAAGGAUGAAAGUGACCGACUGGCAUCAGACAGCCGAUAUCUUGAGGUCACUGAUAGUCAGUACUUACAGGACACUGACAGAUACGCAUCCUAUGACAGUACUAGAGAUUCUAGCCGGUUCCAAUCCACUUAUGAGGAGGAGCUGUUAAGACGAGCAUAUGACCGGGUACCAGAUACUACAGGAAGUCGAGACAUAACAGGAAGUAGGGAUGUCACAGGAAGUAGAGACAUUACAGGAAGUAGGGACACCAGUAAAAACUCUGCCCACUCUAGGUCACAUGACUCAGGGGUCAUACCAGGUUUCAAGACACUGCAGCAGCAACAGGCCAAGUGGACAGACAUGUUUGAGACUCUGGAAAAAGAUCAUCGUCGAGACUUGAGAUCACAGUAUGAUCGACACCAGUAUAACAUUCAACGUCUACAACAGCAGAUGGAACAUGAGCUCCAGAAACAACACUCUGCCAUUCGGAAGAAACUUGAUAUACACAAGGAAGCACUGGCUGGCAUGUCGCCUGAUGAGCAACUUGAAACGAGGAGAUAUCACAGUCAUGAAGGUGGGGUCCCCUCAGAUGUUAGAACAAGGUCACCUGAUAUGUCAAGGUCAUCCGGCGAAAAAUCAGGUAGAGAUAAUGUAACAGCCCUUAGAAAUUCAUUUGAGUCCAAAUCCUGGCGUGAAAUUUACCAGGAGAUGAGAGAUGAAGUUGAUAGAACCCCUUCCCCACGAUCUGCCAGGCGUUCACCUGACAAUGACCUUGAAAGUAGCCUAGGAAGGCCACAACAAUCAGGACGAAGGUCACCUCCCAGAGGUCGCAUUGAAAGGUCACGGUCACCCAGUGGGGAAGGGUCGAGCAGAGAGAGGUCGUAUGAUAGAGAGACAAUAGGUGUGAGUGCUAAAUAUUUCAAAGGUGAAAGGGAAAGGUCGUUGGAGCCUGAAAGAAGUAGGGAAAGGUCACCGGAAGGGCAAAGGUCAAGGUCAGAGAAAAGCAGAGAUUCAGUGUCUCCCCAUGUCAAAGACCUGUUGGACACUCUCAAUGAUAGUCGGUCCAGCCUGAGGGGCCUCCAAGAGGGGGAUCUUGCCACAGAGAGGCCCAGAGCAGUCUACAGCAGUCCUAUGCCCCUUAUGGGCAGGAUGACCCAAAGUGUCAGAGCCGAGCCAGUCUCCAGCAGUAGAGAUACGACCCGAGAUUCCAUCCGCCUGACCCGGUCCCUGCAUGAACCCGCGCACAUCCCAGGAUUCUCCAUGGACAGGGCAGAGUUGUACGGAGGAGAAGAUAGACGCAGGCAGGAACUGAACGACUCUGUCCGAAGUGAUGACUCCCAGCUCUCGUAUAACACACGCAUUAACUUAAGAGAAAAACAUGCCAAGCAUCUUAACGACCUACGCGCCUACUAUGAAGAUGAGCUACGUGAGCUGAGACGAGCCCUCUCGGAUGCGCUUGAAGGAACUACUGUGAGUGCUGACGUUUCAGUACAUUCAACCGCACACUCACAGUUACUAGAGGCGGAAAACAAGCACCUGACGUCGCGUAUACAUGGCCUUGGGGAGGAGCUGGAUAAAUUGCAUGAGAAGCUAAGGACCAUGGAACAGAAGAACGCUGGCCUUGAAAAGAGAGCAAGUGAAUAUGCAGCAGCCUACACUGACUCGAAGACAAUGGGCAUUCAACAUCGAGCUCACAUCGAGGAGUUACAGCGAUAUUGUCGGGAACGGGAUGAGUUGAUUAAUGAGCUGGAAUCCCGCGUGACAUCUGCAGAGGAUGGUGCGAAGCUGUAUAAGAAGAAUCUUGAGGAAGAGAUGGAGCUUAGGAGACAGGAUAAGAUCUCUCUGCAAAGGAUGGUUAAUCGUUACGAGUCACUAGAGCAGGAGUUCAAACUUCUCCAGGAGACAAUGUCGGCCACGGAGAACAAGCUAUAUGAGACGCGUACGGACGUUGUGGAGCUGAAUAGAACCAUAUCAAAACUGGAACUUGAAAACAAGAGGCUGGGACGUGAAAAUGACAACCUUCGACACAAAGUUACACAGUCACUCAAUCUGUCUACCCUCCAUGACUCCUUUGGUGGCCCUGCCUCCCCAAGGGAUGCCCAUCCUGCAAGGAGAUCAAAAUCCCCACCCCCAACCAACAUCAACCAAUCACAUUCCAGCAAAACCCCGCCAGAACCCACAACUGACCAUCGGGUCCCAAUGUUUGCCACAAGCAUGAAUGAUUGGACUCCAAUCAUACAGAAGUCUAAAGGCAAAACUCCAACUUCUGCUGUAGACCGGUCUAGACUGGAUAAAUCUGGUUCUUCUAGCUUAACUGAUCUAACUAGAGAACAGAGGAGUUCCAAAUCAAAGAAGGUUGAAGAGUCACCAUCAUUGAAAGGGAGACAACCUUCAAAGUCAGCCAGAUCAGCAAGGGAAGAAACUGUUUCAUCAAGGGAGGAUGUCUCUCACAGAUCACAGACAAGACCAAAAACCGCCCCUGAAGAGCCGACAAGAGACAGACCUCGACUAAGGGAGAUAACUCCUCCAAGAGCCAUGUCUCCGGCCAGUCAGGCCGACUCUGAGGUGUCUGAUUACUCGCCCCUGCUCAAGGCUGAACGGGAUCUUUAUAAGCUACGAGAUAUGAUGAGACAGGCUGUAGCAGUUAAACCAUCAUUUUCACCACCACCUUUGAAGCUGCAGAAGAAAUUUUACGGCAGUGAACGGCCUAGCCAGAAGGAUGAAUAUACACCUGAACUAGGUGUUGCAAGGGGAAGAAAGGAAAGCCCAGCCCUGUCCAGCCACGGCAAGUCCAAAUCCAGCCAGACCUCGUCUAGAGCUGAUAAGCCUAGUGGAGAAAAAUCAUCAAGCAGAAAAUCUGGGUCCAGCAAGGGAGAAAAAGGGUCAGAGAAAGGAUCCAAGUCUAGGGAUCGGGGUGAAAGGGACAGGAAAAGGGAUGAUGAGAGGAAAAGGGAUUAUGAAAAGAAUAGGGAUUCAGAAGAAGGCAAAGUAAAGGCCAGGGAGAGGCAGAAGGAUGAAGAUAGCAGGGAAAGGAGUAAGGAUGGCGAACCUACUAAAUCUAAGGAUAGAGAUAGGAGAAGAGAUCGAGGGGACAGUCCUGUGAGAAAUGGUGAUAUUAAUAGCUCUACGAGGUUUAAUAUCGACUUCAACGAGGAUAUGAAGACCGUGACGGUGACUCCAAGAAAGAGGGACAGCCAGUCCAGUAAACAAAAGAAUCUCAGUGAGGCCGGGGUCCAGACUAGAGACGGGGAACCAGGCAGGACAAAUGGGGAAAGACAAGCAAGUGAUGGGGAUUCCCAGGUGGCCAAUACCUUGGAUCUUAUGAGGAACGGUCAACUGACCACUCGGCCAGGCUGGGAAAAUGUCUACACUUCCAUGGCUAAACCUGCCCCCAGCCAGCAGCCCACAGCAAAAACCAUGGAGCAGAGAGUGACUGAACGUCUGCGUUCCAUCGCUGAGAUGGAAACUCGCUAUGACGGUCUACAGGUGGAGAAAGUUCAGCUGGAAUCAUCAAUCAACAAGAUCCCCAUGCACGGACGCGUUGACAGACAGAAUAGAAAGCAUAAGGAAGAACUUGAGGAAAGACUCGAUGAUGUUGUGAAAGAGUUAGGCUCCCUCAGGAUGUCCCUAAAACGCUACAACGUUCUCAAGACCGCCGGCUAGCUGCAACAUUUUUGUAGCUUACAUUUAUAGAGAUAGAUAAGGUUCUUGAUGUUUCAAAGGCCAGUUGAUUGACCAUUUUUGCUAGA